GCCCCGCUCCCGCCGAGCACGCGCACAACCCGCGCCGGGGGUGGGCCCGCCGUGUUCCCCCUUCCCGCGGGGGCGGCGCCGAGCGGGGAUUCCCGCCGGGGAGGCGGGCGGGGGCCGCGCCCCCUCCCCAUGUCAACACGCGGGGCACGGGGCGCCUGCGCCGGUCCGUGCGCGUCUUUUCCUCUCAUGCGCGGUAUUUCCUUCCCCAGCAGGGCUCGGGGCCCGGCCUAGCGGCGGCGGCACCCGCGGGUCGGGGCGCAGAGAAGAGCAGCGGCGUCCACCCCUCCCCGCGGUUCCUCGUCCGCCCGCCCGCCCGCCGACACCCCCGGCGGAGGAUGGCCGAGGACUCCCCCAAACGGCGCAAGGCGAACUUCAACGAGGCGGAGACGGAGGUGCUGAUCGAGCAGGUGCUGAAGCACGAGCAGUUGCUGUUCGCGGCGGGACCCGGCCGCGCCUCCGCGGGCCAGAAGCGGAAGGUGUGGGAGCUGAUCCGGCACAAGGUGAACCCGGUGGCCGCCUGCCCCCGCGACGUGGAGGACCUGAAGAAGCGCUGGCGGGACCUGAAGCGCCGCGACCGCAGCAAGCUGUGCCGCCUUUCGCAGGGCUGCGGGCCGCCGGCGCCCCCCGCCCUCGGCCUCCUCCUGGCCCCCGAGGAGCUGCCGCCCGCCGCCGCGCCGCCCGCCCGCCGCCAGCGCCGCCCCUACGGCUCCCUGCUGCCCGCCGAGGCCGUGCCCAUCGUGGGCGGCAUCGACACGCUGGAGCUGCCCGGCGCCGUCGUGGGGGACAUUGGGUUUAAUGGCAGUCCUGGCCCAUCUCAUCAAUCCAGUCUUGAGCAGAUGAACCUCAAAGAAGAAAUAGUAGUGAAGGUGGUGGAGCCAGAAGAAAGCUCUGGGGACAUGGUAGUGGUUCCACCUAGUCAAGAACAGCUGCCUUUUCUGGGGACAUCAGGUGGUGGUUCCUCUGGGAAAGUAAAAGCCAAAACAAAAGGCAGGUGCCAGGCAGACCAAAAUGAAAUGACUGAAGAGGACCUACUGCAGAUUCAGCAGACCCAAAUACAGGUGAUCCAGUCUGGCUUUGACAGUGUCAACCACAAUCUUCGGCUGCUGCAGCAAGGCAUGCAAGAUCUGAGUAACAGCAUCAGCAUCAUGGCACAUACGCUUGUUGCUAUCAAGAACGUCUAUGUGAAAAACAACACUGGCCCAACCACACAUGCCACUGCAUCUACUCAGACCACAGCUGGGUACCUGAGCCCAGGAUCCCCCCAGCUCUCCCCUGCUAAGGACAGAGCUAGAGCACAGGUGGCUGGAAGCAGCAGCAGAAGCAGCAGCUGCAGCUCCAGCUCCAUGUCACAAGAACCAGGUCCUUCUGAGUUUCCUAGGCCCCCCCUGAGAACCAUUAAGAAAGAACAUCCAAAUGGCUGCUACUAUUUCUGCUUUGCAGAUGUGUAAAAACUUGAAUAGAUGUAAAAUGACUGUGUUGUUGGGUGCUGAUGUAUGUUCUGCUCCGGCCUGUGACUUCAAAGGAGCGAAGUGGACUUGCCUCCCGUGUUUUUCCCAGUGGGAAACAUUUUACUAUAGGUGGCAUUAAACACUAAUUACCAGCCUCCAGUUAACUCUGUUGCAGUUGGCUAAUAAAUUUCUUCUCUUUUCUUUAUCCUCUUAUUCUCUUAAAAAAAAAAAAUUAUUUUGAGUAAGACUUUUGUCUGUAUCAUCCUUUGUUUAAUGUCACCUUGUGAAAAAUAAAAGGCAUGAGAGUGGGGUAAAAAAGUAGCAUUAUGGUUACUACCACCAGGAGCUAACUUACAGAAGUUAGUUGGUUCUUGGAUUAAACAAGCCUCAGAAGUUUUUAAGUACUUCUCUUUUCUAGUAGUUUUGUUGGGGGUGUUUGCUUGGUUGUUGUUGUUGUUGAGGUUCAGAAGUCUGAGCUGUGCAAGGCAUCACAGAAGGAGUUUAAGAUACCUGCUUAUUCUAGGAAUGGUUUAGCACUGAGCAUUCACUGGCAUUCAUUAGUGUAUUCCUCAGAAGGCAUACAGCAUUGUUCCACUUGGCUGUUGUUCAUUCCUGGCUUGUCAAAUGCACCCUCUCUUCAGAGACAUUGUGUUUUACUGCACAAGCAGGGUAGUCUCUUUUUUUAACCAGUCGCAUGUUUAAAAUAGAGAAAUACAGAAGAAUGAGGAAUGGAUGAGUGAUGCCUGUUUCUGACAUACAGGUUAUAUGUAGGCUGUAUCUUCAUCUGAUUUUUUAAGAAAUUGAAUCAAUACCACAGUGUUUGAAAUACAGAGAACAAAAAGCUUUGUAUUUUUUUACAUGAAAUGGAAGUCAGAUUUGCUGUUAAAUUACAGGAGGCAGGGGCUCACUUCAUUCCAGGCAUAGUUUAGAAAGCUUGGAUUAUCAUUUCCUUUCUCAUAACUAAGUAGCCAAGGAAGAAGAAAGAUGAGGACGAGUUGGAGCGAAAUGUAACUUGAUGUCAACUCUGAAACAAGCAAAAAUCAUUUUAUCUUCAUGCCAAAAAGAAGAAUUGCCAUUUCGUAUUUAGAUAGGGAAAACUGUUGUCACUGGCACUAUUUUGUGUUUCAGGCUUACAUAUUCGAGCCACUCUACUUUGCACAGUUCAGAAGUAGCAGAGGUGCAAUGUUCUUGUAUCUGGCAGCUGUACCAGAGGUCAAACAAAAACACUCACCUGAAAUGUUGUCCAGUGACUUGAAAAGUCAUACAGGUGCUCUUCUUAAGCAUUUAUCACCAACAUUUAAAAAGAUUCUGCAGAUAAAUUUGGCCUAUAGCAAUGACUGGCUGCUUGUAGUGUUACAGUCAGUUUGCACAAGCAUUCCUGCUGCAGAAAUUUAGCAAAUACAAAUAACAUAGAGAAUCACAAUGAAACUGCCCCUCUCCUAGAAGCAUAUGUAAUCAUAGCAUAAGGUAUGCCACUUUUGCAGUCAGCUUCGACUGAACAGCACCGUAUGAAAAUGUUCAUGUCCACCAUUUUGGUGUACUGAAUUAACUCAUCUGCAUUUCAGAAACCAGCCACUGCUGCCUACUAAAAUGUGAAAACAGGGUAACCAGUUAGCAAUUGUUUCCCUUCAGAAUCACGGAUGGAGUAAAAUGUGAAAAAAUCUCACAAAAAUAAAAUAUAUAUGUGUACAGCACAAUGUUCUUUGGGAUUAAUGCCUUGAAGAAGAGAAAGUUCUUUUUUCCAGGUUUCCCUUAACAAAAGAAGAUAGUGUGGGUGACAGGUAUUAAGAAAUUGCUGAGUUUAAGAACGGCAAAGAAUCCUUCUAUGGAUUUUUGUUUUUAUGUUAAAAGCUUUUCAAAUUAACUUGUUGGAAGCAUUAUUUCUCCUCCAUCAGUACAGAUGGGCUCUUUUGAGCAGGAUUUUCUGUAUUUUGUUUUCAUGGACACAGAAGGUAAUUCAUGCUACCAUGGUAUUCCAGGUAGAUUUGGAAACGCGAUCUACCUGGUACUUCUGGGCAGCAGUUUGAGCUUGUCCAGGUUGCAACUGGCAGUUCUAACCUGUCUCUCUCUUGAUGUUUCAAUUCUUUUUGCAACUGUUAAUUCUUGAAUUUCACAUACUUCUUGGGAGAGGUGACUUGUGUCCGCUUUCUGGUGUUCCAGUGCUGAUUUACAUGAGAGGCAGCUACAGUGCAAGUAGAGAAGUGCAGCAAGAUCCUGGGAGCAGAAGGGGCAGAUUGGAUCUCCUGUAUGAAUGAAGACAAGCCAGGCAAUGCUUGUGUGACACUGUGAUGGUCAGAGAACAACCAGACCUCACAUCAAUGUUUGUUCUGAUCUUGCUUCUUUCCCUGUGUUUCAGUUGAACUGCUAAAAUAUACUGGAGCCAGAUCAAAGUCACUCUUCCACUUCUGACACAUUCUAGAUUUACAUCUUUUAAAUAGAGAAGGAAACUGAGCUACCUCUCAUCACUACAGAGUGGGCAAAAUUGUUAUUCUCAUCUUCAAAUUAAUACAGUUGGUUGCUAUUUCUUUACACACCCUUUCUGUGAUCACAUGCACCAUCCAGAAGCCAUGCCAUUAACUUUCUGGCUGCUCUUAACAGAAGGUGAAAUAAUUUUCUUGGACUGUUACUGAGUUAAUGAAUUCCCAGUUUGUUUCCUGUGAAGCUAUCCAGGCUAUUUAUGUAAAUGACAAGAGCUAAUGACCUGGUCAUGAAGCUUAAUGAAAAUACUGCUAAUUAUUUGAACAAAAGCAAAGCUGGCUUUAAAUUUUCCCAAAUGCAUGGCAUAACAGUGGUAAUACUGAGAAAGGGAUCCAGGGAAUUUUCUCAAAUUCUUCUGGACUUCCCUAAAAAACUUGUCCUGCUGUGCAAAGUGCAGACUAUUUUCUGGUAGCAUAGGACUAAGACAUUCAGGCACAAACCACAAAUAUAAAUUGUGAUGAUUUUACACUCUACUUAUGCUUAAUGUUACUAGAAAGAUAAAAGGGUCUUGGAGAAAACUAGAGCAACUGGUAGCUUAACACUGCAUUUGCCCCAUAGCACUCAGAUUCAGUAACAACUUCCAUUCAUUCAUUUCUCUGCUAUCUGCUGCUUAAGUUUAUUAUACAGAGGGAGACAAGUCCCCUCAAGAGACUGUAAAAGCUUAGUGACUACAUCCAGACAACUGAUUAUCCCCAAAAAAGGUCAAUUAUAGUGACCUCUGACUAAAUAAAAAAAUACAAUUUUGAAGGGAAAAAUGCCAUCAGCAGCUGGCUUUUCAGGACCAUCCUAUUGUUACUAAAAUUGACCUGAUCUGGCUGUGCCAAUCAGUUAUUGUUUAGAUGAACACAAACGGAAGGGAUAAGAACAAAUAGAAAGUCAGGUUUUUGAGGUGGCCUAUUUGGAUUUUUCUGUAGUUAUUAAUAUACAGCACA
Molecule: messenger RNA, 4858 nt
Organism: Zonotrichia albicollis (white-throated sparrow)
Lineage: Eukaryota; Metazoa; Chordata; Aves; Passeriformes; Passerellidae
Cellular component (GO): nucleus
Source: RefSeq, a predicted model, not a curated record